Messenger RNA from Pyricularia pennisetigena, 1977 nucleotides. RefSeq lists its product as uncharacterized. Lineage: Eukaryota; Fungi; Ascomycota; Sordariomycetes; Magnaporthales; Pyriculariaceae. The annotation marks the transcript as partial. The transcript has 2 exons. The record is from RefSeq and is a predicted model, not a curated record.
CAUCGCAACAAAAAAACGGAAUUCGGAAAACGCAGAAUGAGUACAGACUCAGUUGCCUCAUACAAAACAGCAUGUGAGCAAAUGGAUGCUGACCUCCACACUGCGCUUCCAACUACCAGUCAAGGCGACAUCUCGUUCAACAAAAAGUCGUCAUUCCUCUCAGUACCUGAGAGUCAAAUCAUCACAAUGCACAAGGAAAACAGGCAGAACAAUCUUGCUUCUUCUGGACCCAAGAUCAACGGCCGCAUCUCAGGAAGAAAUGAAAUCACCCAUUAUCGACGAGAUGACACUUUUUCACGGAUGAAGAACCAGAUUCUGGAAGAAGGCAAAAAUACCAACUACUGGCGGCAACGAUUCAAGAAUGCCAUCAGGGGAAAAGAGAAUAUGAAAUUUAAGUUGGAGAGACUCCAAGUUGCCCUCCAUGACGACGGCAUAUUGAAAGCGGACCUCGAGCGCAGGCUGCAACUAUUGACCGAAGACAAGGCCGAACGAGAACAAAAGUUUGUUGGCUUGAAUCUCCGAUACGAGGAGAGUCGUGAUACUAUUUUGCAGCGAGAUCAAACCAUCGAUGAAAAGAAGCAAAGAAUCAUCGCACUUGAGGACCAGGUGAUCGAUUACGAGAACAAGCACAACGAGAAUCAGAGGCUGGCCGUGCCAGACAAGCGGAACUUGGACUACUUGGUUUCGCAACUGGAGGCAUUGGUACAUGAUCUGGGCCAGACUAAAGAUCGACUGGCGACCCAAGAUGCAAUUAUUGCUCAACAGAAAGAAAGCAUCGCCAAUUCCGAGGAUCUUUUGAGCAGCAUGUCAAUCCAGCUGGGCCAGGCACAAGCUAAUGUGGCCAUACUAAAUCAGAAUAUUGCUGAACAGCAUGUUAGCAUCACCGAACACCGUGACCAGAUCAUAUAUCGAGAUCAAUGCAUUAUGGAGGACAAGCAGACGAUUGCUCAACUCUCGCAGAACGUUGCCAACGCCGAGAAAGACGCGGCUUGCACGAAACAGCGACUUGAAGGGUAUCUUGCACAGCAGAAAGCACAAGUCGAUGAGCUUCAGAGCGUAAUAGCCGAGCAAAAGCAGCUCAUUGACGAGAGACGCGAAGCUGACUUCGAGGCAUUGGUUGCUGAGGUGUCGUGUAAGCUCCCUGAUAGCCAGAUACGUACCAAGUUCGGCGAACUUUUGGGAGCGGAACUCGAUGACUGGUGCAUGGAAUACAAAGCAAGGAAAUUAACGAUAACCGACGCUCUCGACGAUCUUCUUAGCUGUGGUGAAAAUAAAAUUGUUUGGCAAGAGCAGGAUACACCUGAUAAUCUACGCUUCAGGUUCGAUAACCCUAAAGCACCGGUCAUCUUACUUCAGGCAGCGCUGUCCAACUUUCUUUGCAAGCACUUCUUGCAAGACCCGUUUUUUCUUCUCAAGAUGAGUUUUGGAGAAGCGGCCGUUGAUGGUCAGCUUGGUCAACUGCAGGCAGAGCAUGCAUCACUAAGCACAAUUUUAAAGGAAUAUGAAUCCGAAUCCACCAUGCUUCAAUGGCGAGCGAGCACUGUCGAGAUGAUCGAGUGCCGAAUCAACUUGAGAAAGGAAAUGGCCUACGAUCUAGCCAAAUUUUUCAUGGAAGAAUACCAAGCACUGCUAAAGCAGCAAUCACCAAACAUGCUCGAUGAGCUUUCUGAGAUCAUCUUGAACUUUGCCAGGUUCUGCCUCGGACUGUGGAAGCGGAAAGUGCCGGUAUACGUCCAGAACAAUCAGUUCAUUGGGGGGCAAGGAUUCAAGGCGAACAAUCGUUAUUGGGAUGUGACACCACUAAUCGGUCUGGAGCGUGGUGAUACAAGUCUCGACGGUCGGCCUAUGUGCGUUGUCGUCAAGCCAUUGGUCUUCACCAAGAGUGCCGCAAGCGACGGCAAGGAGACAGUCUGGACCAAGGCCUCUGUGUGGGUUUCCAACGAGUCGGCCGGCAUGCCCAUAACUAUUAGUCUUUAA